AUGGAGAACGAAAGGGACACUGCUCUUGGGAUCAUUCGGAAUGCAGGCCUUGAGCACCCACAAUCCUUUUUGGUGGAAAGUUUUGUCACCGAUGCCAAAGAUGCUCGCCAGUCCGCCGCGUACCUCUUGCAGGCAUGCGCGGAUGACACACAGCAUAUAAAGUUCCUUCAAUUUGUUGAGGACUGGAAGAAUUUGGUGAGACUAUUUUCCGACGAAAAUCCACUUCCAAUUCGGAUGGGAAGUGAGAUGAAAGGAACGAUUGCUCGCCGAGAUAAUCUUCGUUGCUGCAUCACAGGAGCCAAAGGCAGUUUUUGGAACCCUCCGAAUGUUUUUAGUAUUAUUCCCCAAGCUGCGUUUCAUGUUCAAGAACGGCGGUUGUAUGACAUACUUGGCGCGUUUAUUGGCCUUUCUGAGCGAGACUCAUUACUCUCAUUCAAAGAUGAGAAGCACUAUGUUUUGCAGAACCACUGGACACUUAUCAAACAAGCUGCUGGCGUAUUUUCUAGAGGUGAGAUACGACUCGAAGCUCUUGGUGAAAAUAAAUAUGAAAUCUUCUACAACAAUAUUGGGAUCCCCUCCGCAAUUUAUACAUCCGACAGAAUUGUAGAUUGGGAAUGCGACCUCGAUGACCAUUCAAAUUCUGGAAUCGACAGUCCGAACCAAAUCCUUCUUGAAAUCCACUGCCGAUUUUCAAGAGCGCUCAAAUGGAACAGUAUAGGGAACAACAUGAAGUAUCAUGCGCCUCAAUCGCGCACACAGAGUAAAAUUUGGGCAAAUCUCGCGGAACCCCUUGUCCGAACAUUGCUUGCUGUCUGGCAGAAAUGUCCGAGCGUACUUCGGCUGCAAACUUACAGAUUGUUGAAAUUUGUUGGUUCACUUUCGUACGAGGAAUCUACCAUGGGAGUUCAGAGAUUACCUUUCGGCAUGUAUUUGAAGUACGGUCCAGGAAUUCAUUCAGCAAGACAUGCGAGCGAGUUUAACGCUCUAAAGCUUGUUCAUGGCAGGACCUCAGUUCCAGUUCCUCGACCAAUUGACCUAAUUAUCUCGCCCACGCAAUCCCUCUUGGUCACAUCUAGGCUACAAGGGAACCCAGCUGGUCAUGGCAUACAUGCUUACAGCGAUCAAGAAAUGGAUCUAAUAGCUCAGGAUAUGCGGGGAUUUGUAGCAGAGCUUCAUGCCAUAAAAAGGCCCGGUGAUACUACUGAUACUAUUUCGAAUGCAUCUGGGGGUCCUUGUCUCGACUAUCGCAUUGGUGGCUCUCCCGUCGGGCCAUUUCACAACGAAAAGGAAUUUAGCGAAUCUUUACGUCUUGGUAUUCUUCCCGACCUAGUACAUCGCCAUGACCACGAAAUCGUCUUUACUCAUUCGGAUUUAAACAUGAGGAAUAUUCUUGUUCAUAAUGGUAAAAUAUCUGGCAUAGUUGAUUGGGAGAAUGCGGGUUGGUUCCCGGAUUAUUGGGAGUAUACCAAAUGUCACUUUGGUGCAAGGAUAAAUCGCAGAUGGUUGAAGAUGGUGGAAGAAGUCUUUGGAGACAAGUAUGCCGAAGAGCUGAAAAUUGAGAGACAGUAUUGGGAGUAUACUAGCCUUGUGUAA
Molecule: messenger RNA, 1593 nt
Organism: Glarea lozoyensis ATCC 20868
Lineage: Eukaryota; Fungi; Ascomycota; Leotiomycetes; Helotiales; Helotiaceae
Product: Protein kinase-like (PK-like)
Exons: 4
Coding region: 1-1593 (530 amino acids)
Source: RefSeq, a predicted model, not a curated record